AUGGCGGAGCAAUUUAAGGCCAAGACGCUGAAACGCAAGAAUGUGAAAGGUCUUGCCCUCAAUGCCACCCCUAAGACUGUCUCCAAGUCCUCGGACGGCAACGGUCAGCUCGAAAAUGCCGACAGGAAUCGAACGGAUACGCUGGAAAUCGGGCUCGAGUUCAAGCUCGACCUGCGCAGUGAGGACCUGAUCACGCUGAAGGAGAUCGGUGCGGGCAAUGGCGGCACCGUCUCCAAGGUCAUGCAUGCCACGACCAAGGUGAUCAUGGCUCGAAAGAUUAUCCGGGUCGACGCCAAGGAGAAUGUGCGAAAGCAGAUCUUGCGAGAACUCCAAGUGGGACAUGAAUGCAAUUCGCCGUACAUCGUCACUUUCUACGGUGCUUUCCAGAAUGAGUCACGAGACAUCGUCCUCUGCAUGGAAUACAUGGAUUGCGGCUCGCUCGACCGGAUCUCCAAGGAGUUUGGUCCGAUUCGGGUUGAUGUGCUGGGCAAGAUCACCGAAUCGAUCCUGGCAGGACUGUGCUACCUGUAUGAGAACCACCGGAUCAUGCACCGCGAUAUCAAGCCCUCCAAUGUCCUGGUCAACUCUCGCGGCAAUAUCAAGCUGUGUGAUUUCGGAGUUGCGACGGAAACUGUCAACUCGCUCGCGGAUACCUUUGUCGGCACCUCGACCUACAUGGCCCCGGAGCGGAUCCAGGGCGGCGCUUACACGGUUCGGUCGGACGUUUGGAGUGUUGGGUUGACCGUGAUGGAGCUGGCUGUUGGCCGAUUCCCCUUUGAUACGAGCGAUUCAUCUGCAGGGGAUCGAGCCAGUGCCGGCCCCAUGGGGAUCCUCGAUCUGCUCCAGCAGAUUGUGCACGAACCCGCGCCGAAGCUCCCCAAGAGCGACGCGUUUCCACCCAUCCUGCAUGAGUUUGUGGCCAAGUGCCUGCUCAAAAAGCCCGAGGAACGACCCACCCCUCGUGAGCUCUAUGACAAAGAUGCAUUCCUGCAGGCCGCCAAACGGACCCCGGUUGAUCUGCAAGAGUGGGCUAUCAGCAUGAUGCGGGCCCAGCAUCGUCGGUCGUAUCUCGCUCCGCCGGCGCCGCAGUCGCUUAACCGGGACGGUAGCAGAGCUACAAGUUCGUCGCGGUCCUCGCAUUCGCAGAAUGUCGCGCCCCAUGAGACGCCAACGUCGGGCGAAAUCCCGCUGAAUAUCUCCAGCGAAAUCUCUUCGCAUGGACACUACUCAACAUCGGGGGGCACGACAACGCCGCGCAACAGCACCCCGAGACACGCGCCCGAACCGCCCUUGCCGCCCCUUGAACAUCUGUCGUUGGAAACAAAGGACAUGAACGGUGAAGGUCGUCGGCCUUCGCGGUCGUACGCCGCUGAUCCUCACUCUGCGGUGGACGCCGCGCCGCAGCCCUACUUGCCGCGCGUGUCGGGCUCUUCUACGAGGGCGGGCCUGCAGACUGGCACUCUGCCCCCGGGAGCACCGCCGACAGGGCCAUUGCCUACGCCACCAGCUGAGUCGCGGCGAAGUCAUCCGAGAGCAUGA
Messenger RNA from Rasamsonia emersonii CBS 393.64, 1539 nucleotides. RefSeq names its product Mitogen-activated protein kinase kinase. The record is from RefSeq and is a predicted model, not a curated record. Bases 1 to 1539 code for a protein of 512 amino acids. Gene Ontology annotation, molecular function: ATP binding; protein kinase activity. Gene Ontology annotation, biological process: protein phosphorylation. The transcript is spliced from 4 exons. Lineage: Eukaryota; Fungi; Ascomycota; Eurotiomycetes; Eurotiales; Trichocomaceae.